AGAGAUGGCAUGACCGAGCGGCUCACUAUGGCGGCGGACCCCCUGGCAUGGACGCCCAAGCAGUGGGCGAGGGCCGCUGCCCGCGCGUCCGCCCCUCGCGACCACAGGGCCUCCGGCAACACCUUCUUCUCGUGGCUGACGGUGCUGCUUAUGUGGCUCUGCUGGUGCCGGAGCGCGGAGGCGUCCCGCUGCGUGAAGUUCUCGAAGAAUAACAUGACAGAGCCUCCACCCAAGUAUGUGUAUGACAAGUCCGAGCAGCUCCAAGUGCCCCUGACGCUGGACACUUCCCAGAGGCUUUCGCAUCAGCUGACAACUGCAGUUGUCAAGAUUUUGCUCGAGGAAGGGCUUGGCUACCAGAACGUAACUAUUAUAAAGUACGAAGAGGAUUCAUUCAAUUCAGAAAUUGCGCUGAGUCGACUAAAAUCUCCAUCCAAGCACAAAAGCAAGCCCCCGACGGCCAUGAUCAACUUGGAGGUGUGGCUGCCGCCGAGGUUCCUCGAGGAGGAUAACAUCGUCAAGAUGGACUGUGGCUCCCAUGCCUCUGGCAGCAGAUUCGGUUGGUACAUCUCGAACAACAGCUACACUCAGACUGAGCAGAUCAUGGACCACUGGCGUUCCUUCCAGCGCGUGGAUGUUGUCCGAAUAUUUGAACUCACACAAGAAGAAGACACCAUACUGCAGAGAGACUUUACGAAAUCUGAAGACCAAUUCUUCUGCCAGCAUCCUAACUGUACUGAUGGGAUUUUUACACCACCGAUUUGCCGGGAGGGACCAUGUGCCACACUGCUUGUCGGUGACUAUAAUGAUUUUUCUGCAUUUCUUGUGGAUCAGGUGAUGGACCAGCACCUGCGAGUCCGCGUGGCCUGGAUUGGCCCCAAUCUCAACCAUCAGUUCCUGUGCACGUUCCGAAGUCCCAAACCGCUAAUGUUUUUUGACUGGUGGCCAAAUCAACUCUCAAAUUUAGAAGAGUUUAUGCCAGUAUCAUUUCCACCUUGCAGUAGCUACAAAGGGAUGAAUUCGUCGUAUUUAUGUAAUUAUGAAUUGCAUUCUUUGAAGAAAAUGAUCUGGAGAAAUUUACCUGAGACUGCAAAAGUAGCUGUGGAGCUUGUGAAGCGGUUUUAUCUGAGUGAGGAAGACUACAGAGAACUCCUGAGUCUCUAUACAAACAUGACGUCGACGUGUGGACGGAAUGCCUCCUUGAUUACAAAAUCACAGAGUGAAAUUAUCGAAGACGUCGCAUGCCAGUGGCUGCAGCGAUCACACAGCAAUGGAACGGAGGUUUGGGUAGACUGGCUGCCGCACGAUUACGCUGCCAAAACGGUUCUCUGGAUCGGAGGAAUCUUCCCCGUGAACUCGAAGAAAAACAAUGGAUUUACAAGCGCAACGCUCCUCAAGGCCGCAUACAUGGCGACGGACCGAGUGAACAAUAAUUCCGAGAUCCUGCAGGACUAUGACAUCAAACUAAUGGUUCAGAACGGCGGAUGCAAGAGUGAAUACGUUCUGGCUUCGUUCAUCCACUACGUUCGCAGCGAGACAGGAAGCCCCCCCCUCGAGCAGAUGAUCGGAAUUCUAGGUGAGGCUUUGGCGGAGGACUUCGCGCCGAGGCCUUCCAGUGAUUUUGCCCCUAAUAGGUCAUUCAGUUUUGGCAACAUCUCACAUGAUUGCAAGGUUGAACCGCGAAUGAAUGGACACAUUUCACCAAAAUAUUUACAAGCUAUAGAAGAUAAACCAAUGACAGUAAAUGUGCAUCCACAAGAAACGGAACACUGGACUGGUACAGGCGGUGUCUUCCGAGACCGUGGGUUUGCUGGCGAGGUAGCGAGUCUGAGCACAGAGCCUUGUCAGCCGUUUUGGAAAAGUUGCGAAGUUUGUGGUCUAUUUAAUGGAACGGCUUUUGAGAAAUAUCCGUAUUUCUUCCGAACUAUCCCGGAAAACAAGAUGUAUGGAUUUGUGUACUCGGAGUUAUUCAAGUUGUUUGGGUGGAAACAGGUGGCAUCGCUUACUGAAGAUUGUAACAAGUACAGUGAAUAUCUAACUCUGCUGCAGAACAUGUUGCCCAAGGGAGUUAAUCUAGUCAAUCGCAAGUUUCCACGCGCAGCCAAGAGGAACAUGACAGACCACUUAUUAAAGUUGAAAGACAAGAAUUUGAAGAUUAUCAUAGCUGAUUUCUACGCCGGUACCGCAAGGGAGGUUCUGUGCGAGGCCUACCACCUCAACAUGACGGCCAAGAACGAUUACGUCUGGUUUUUGCCGAGGUGGUUCGCGAGCAACUGGUAUGACACAGAGUACUACGCUAAGGAUGAUGCGAAGAAAAUUCCUUGCAACAAAUCAAUGAUGAUUGAGGCAGUGGACCGGCACAUGGCCCUGGGCUACGCUUACUACGCCCACGACGACUUCAAGUACCACGAGGGCAAGACGGUAGGCGAGUGGCGGGAGGAAUACAAAGCUGAUUACCUGAAUCACAGUCAGAGUUUAACGGCGGAUUACGCGGGCUACACCUAUGACGCCGUUUGGACGUACGCCUUCGCUUUGGACAAGCUGCUGAAGGAAGACGAAACGCACGUGUCAAACCUCCACAGUCCGAGAACAAACAAACGCUUUGUGGAGAUCAUUUCGCAGACGGAAUUCGAUGGCGUCUCGGGACACAUCAACUUCAAGGACGGACCGUCUCGGGAUGCAACUAUAAAUAUAAUGCAGUAUGUUUUCGACUACAACACCAUGACAGGGCAAUACAGGACGGUGGGCACCUUCACCAGCAAUGAUUCACAGAAAAAAAUACUGAACAUGGAGAAGCAGAACACGAAGUUCUUCAACGGCAUUCCCGGCGACGGCUCGCUGCCCAAUUCCUGUCUGUUCGAAACCUUCAGGCAGAUCCUGGACGUGCGGUGCGAGGUCGCCAUCGUCAUUGUCAUGGUCCUCAUAUUUGCGGUGUUUGCCAUGAUACUGAUCGGGCUAUUCAUUGUCUACAAGAAGCGGUUUGAAAAGAUGCUGCCCGAGCAGCCGGCCUGGCCGCUCGGAGAACUGAUGUCCCUGGACGAGUGGGAACUUCCUCGAGAAAAGGUUGUGAUUAAUCGCACCAUUGGCGAGGGCGCCUUUGGCACUGUGUUCGGAGGUGAGUGUCAGUUUGGGGAGAACUCCCCAUGGCUGGCAGUGGCAGUCAAGACGCUGAAGGUGGGCUCGACAGUUGAGGAGAAGCUGGACUUCUUGGGCGAAGCGGAAAUGAUGAAGAGAUUUACUCACGUGAACGUCGUUCAGCUCCUUGGACUCUGCACUCACCAGGAGCCCAUCUAUAUGGUCAUGGAGUUUAUGCUCUAUGGUGACCUGAAGACAUACCUGCUGGCUCGGCGGCACCUCGUGUCGGACAAGACUGUCCAUAGCGAAGAGGACGAAAUAAGCAGCAGGCGAUUGACCUCGAUGGCGCUGGAUGUGUGCCGUGCGCUGGCGUAUCUCACCGAAAACAGAUAUGUUCACAGAGAUGUGGCCUGUAGGAACUGCCUGGUAAGCGCCGAGCGGAUUGUCAAACUCUCCGAUUUCGGAAUGACUCGACCCAUGUAUGAAAGUGAAUAUUACCGUUUCAACAGACGAGCUAUGUUACCUGUACGCUGGAUGUCACCCGAGUCAAUAGAAGAUGGCCUCUUCACCAACAUGAGUGAUAUGUGGUCCUACGGCGUCCUGCUGUAUGAAAUCAUCACUUUCGGCAGUUUUCCAUUUCAGGGAAUGUCCAACAAUCAGGUAGUAGAGCAUGUACGAGCAGGGAACACAAUCACUAUACCCAGUGGUGUGAAACCGCAACUAGAGAGGCUGCUGAUGAGCUGCUGGAGUAAAUGUCCUCAGGAUCGUCCCACUUUCAACGAAAUGGCCGAAACUCUCACAAUGUGGCCACGCCUUAUCACGCCGUGCUUAGAGGUGCCGUCAGCCGCAGUUCAGCUUAAUGAUACAGAUUCACUGGAAAUUGUGCUUCCAGCUGCUGACCAGCCGUGUCGCCGGAGCUCGGCGCCCACGGCACGUCUUCCCAACCCACGCGUGAGGCAUACGUCAGGGGGUGACAGCAUCCCAGCGUCAAGUAAUGUCCAAGGAAACAUCUUAUCUCGCGGCCAAAACGUCCCCCUGCUGUCCACCACGAGCACGCCGGCGCCGCCAACGACCCUAAACGUUUCCAGCUGGAAUCGAGCCCCGCAGGAGAAUGGAGGCGGGCCGUCCGUGGAGCCUCUGCUGCCCCAGAAUGGAGACGGCUACAUGUCACGCUAUGUGUGUCUUCAACGUACAAAGUCCGGCGAGAAUAAUAGUGAUUUAGAUUCUCCAUAUAACAAGAAUUUGUAUUUGGAUUCGCCCAAUAUGACUGCUGUUUAACUUCAUGGCAGUGAAAUGAUACACCAGUUACCCUUAUUUCUUAGUGCAAGUAACAGUGUUAUCUAAGAUAUUUAGUGAAAAUUCUCUUGAUAUGUUUAUCUUGAGUGUCAUAUUUUAAUUUAGUCAUACUGACAACCCUGCUGUUUGGUAUUGACAAAUACCCAUUAAGCACCAAGUCAGCUGCUGCCGUUACUGGGAAUGAGCAGGUAAUCUAUAAUGAAAUUAUAUAAUAUAUAUUUUCUCUCUAUUUCAAAUACCAUGUUAUGUGCAAUUCCUGUGUGUAUACUGUACCUUAUGAAGAACUGCCCCAAUUCUUUGUGCAGUUCAGCUCGAAGGUACCACUGUAGACAGUUUUAAUUGAGGUAAGCUGUCACUGAGUGAUAAUGCAUACACACUAACGCACUGUCAGUGCUACAGAUCUGAGGUUGACUUAUACAGUAUGAAUAAUUUAGGUGCUAUGUGAUGGUGUUCAGUGGAUCACAACGAAAAAAUGCCUGGUACAAUGAUUGUCUGUAUUUUGCAUGUAGGAUAUAUAUUUGAUUCACAUCAACCGUCUUGUCUUGUGAUCGUAUGUACUGUCAUCAAAGGUACAAUGAUGCAGUUAUGAAUAUUUUUUGAAGAGACUGACAUGCAUCCUACUUUCAUGUUUGUCUUUUGUUCUGGUCAUAUGUUUUAACUGCAUUGCCUAGGAUCAUUGUAACAGGCCAAGAAAAUAAAACAAAUGUCUAACCAGCAAGAUAUAUAACCAAGCUACUGCUUUUAGCAGAUAUAUUUUUCACAUGCUUUUACAGUGAGGUGCCAAAAAAUGUACAAAUGAUCAAUAUAUAGUAGUUUAAUUAGUAGUUAUCGCUUGAUGUAUUUUUGUUUUCAAGAGAAAUAUAGUUCCUGAGAAACUGCCUCAUUAAAACUGUGUAAUCAUUAUAUGAUUUAAAGAUUUUAUGUAUAAGACCUGUUAUUUUGCUCAGAAAUUCUAUGACUAUUAAUUUAGAAUUUAUUUGGAAUAAAAUUGUAGCACAGUCUUGAAUAUUCA
This is a messenger RNA of Penaeus monodon (black tiger shrimp), 5380 nucleotides long. RefSeq lists its product as uncharacterized. Gene Ontology annotation, biological process: multicellular organism development; cell surface receptor protein tyrosine kinase signaling pathway; protein phosphorylation. Gene Ontology annotation, molecular function: transmembrane receptor protein tyrosine kinase activity; ATP binding. Gene Ontology annotation, cellular component: signaling receptor complex. The record is from RefSeq and is a predicted model, not a curated record. NCBI's taxonomy places the organism in Eukaryota, Metazoa, Arthropoda, Malacostraca, Decapoda, Penaeidae.